AUGUCUGAGAGAGCUAGAAUCCCACAGACCCCAGGAGAGAUGACUAUCGAUGCUGAUGGAACCUCGCGUCAAGUGAAGAAAGCUAUGGAGCCUUCCGAUCUCGACUUCUCACCCAGCCCCCAAAGCAUCCUUUUUACCUCUUUCGCCAGCCUUUCCGGUCUCUUGUUGGGGUACGAAUAUGGUAGUGUCAAUGGAAUAGUUCGCUCUAGAGCUUUCAUCAAUAUCGUCGAAAGCCCGGGAACCGUGGCACUUAGAGACGACUAUAUAAGUCUCAUCCUCCCGAUUCUUUUCUGUGGCGCACUGCUAGGAUCUAUUGCCGGCGGAUACGGUGCAGAAUCCUUCGGACGCCGCCAGACUAUCAUUGCUGGGUCUGGUAUCUACUCGGUUGGCGUCAUCGUGCAGAUGAUGGUUGGUGUCGGAUCAAGCGAUGCUCUUGGCUCAAUUGUCGCGGGACGUUUUAUCGCCGGAUGUGGUAUGGGAAGUUUGACAACGGGUACAAUAUUGUACAUGACAGAAUCUAUGUCUAGUUGCGCCUUUUAUAGUGCUGACCUCUCAUUCCAGUGCCACCACAAGGUUCGGGGAGGCUGUAUUGCGUCUUUCCAGUGGUGCAUCACGAUAGGUUACCUGGCAGCGACAAUCAUUGUGUAUGCAAUCGACGACUACCAUGAACCUGCUGCUUAUAGGAUUCUCAUUGGAAUCCAGUUUCUUUGGCCCUGCGUGGUAGGAAUAGAGUGCUAUCUCAUGCCAGAGUCACCUCGCUAUCUAGUCCAUAUCGACUCGCUGGGUGAAGCUUAUCGAAGCUUGGAGCGAUUACGUGGACUAUCAAUUGAUUCACCAAACCUUCAGGUUGAGCUUUCUGAAGUGAUUUUGGAGAGGCAAAAAUCAAGACCAUGGCUCAUUUCGCUCCAGCAGUGGCUCUCACGCUGGGUGAAGUCCCUUGUUAGGUCUUGCAGUGAACCUCCUGUGCCUCGAUGGUUUCUAGGGAUUCUGAUGCAUAUGGUCCAUGAAUGGUCCGGAAUUACCUUCAUCCUGUUUUUCACAAACAGAUUUCUUGAGUCGUCUGAAUCUUUGCACAACCCACUCCUCAUCACUCUUAUCCUAGCAAUUGUUAAUGUCUGCUCAACGCCUUUAUCUCUCUGGACAGUUGACCGCUUCGGCAGGCGCUACGUCCUUUUGGCUGGCACAGGCGGUAUGAUUGCAUCACAUUUUAUCAAUGCUAUUGUUGGAGUCACCGUUGGUAUAGAUAAAGGGCACCAAGAGAGUUCUGGGUGGAUAUCGAAUAACAGUCAUGCUGUCAACACACAAGUCGCGAUGAUGGCGCUUUUUGUUUUCUUCUAUGCAUCAAGCUGGGGGCCUACGUCUUGGGUUGUUGUCGGAGAGAUCUUCCAUCCGAUGGAUAGGUCUCAUGCAGUUGGCUAUAGCAUAGCCGGUCAGUGGUUCUUCAAGCUUGUCAUCACGGCUUCGUGCCCAUAUGUCACUGGCAAAGAUCAUGGGCACCAGCAAUCCUGUGCUUUCUUCCUGUGGGGCUCCCUAUGUGUCUUGAGUCUUGGUUUUGCUUAUGUAUUUGUCCCUGAAGGGUUUAUAAGCCAUUGUAUAUCUCUUGCCGCUUAUGAAACUUUAAGAACAUACAUUGAGGGCAGUCUUUGUCUGGCAUUUGCAGCUAUCUUUUCAAUGAAUCAAAACAGAUGGGUCACACUCAAGCAACAAGGUGACGCUUUCACCAUCCAUAUCACUCCGCUCCUGGCAGAGAUCUUGGACUGCCAAAAUAAGAAAACAACCCCGUCUAUGAUAUUUUUUAUUGGCAGUGUAGCAGACAUGAACAUAGGGGAAGACGAAGCAUCACUUCAACUCCCUCCAUCGGAUGAGUAUGGCGUGACUUUGCACUUAUGCCACGGACCGGAGAGAUCAAAUAAAAAUGAGAAUUUGCAGGUGAUCCUCGCAAAUGGUCCGAUUAAACCUAAGCGUAUAGGCUUGGACAAUCACAAUAGCGGAGAGAGCAUUCCGUGGCUCAAGGGAUAUCAAAAGCCCUACCCGCUUGCGUCUGUUUACAGUCGACUACUUAGUCAUUUCUUCGAUGUUAUAUGUAUUAUGCUUUCCAGCUUCACUUCCGUCGAGUGCUUAACAGAGUAUCUGUCAGUUUGGAUUUUAGCACAUGCCUCAACAAAUAGUGAUCCAGGCGUUGAUAUCCUGCCACGUCUUGUUGUUGUACUUGAUGGCGAGGUAGACUCAGCAGCCAAUUCUGAAAACAGCAUUAGGCCGAAAUCACUGAAAGAGAUUCAGCAUCAGAUUGAAUCCGGUAUUCUGGACAGAACCGGAUCAUGCCUCAAUAAAACAUUUUCUGAGCUCUUUGUAGAGAAUCUAUCGUCUAAAGGUGGAUCGCAAAGAAAACGGCAAUGUCCGACACUCAUGAACAAACUCUUAAAUCACUGCUCACUAUCAAGGAAGUUCAAACGACGGCGUGUUCAAUCCAAUAUCAGCGUCACGUAG
Messenger RNA from Fusarium oxysporum Fo47, 2487 nucleotides. RefSeq lists its product as uncharacterized. Lineage: Eukaryota; Fungi; Ascomycota; Sordariomycetes; Hypocreales; Nectriaceae. The transcript has 5 exons. The record is from RefSeq and is a predicted model, not a curated record. Gene Ontology annotation, molecular function: carbohydrate:proton symporter activity. Gene Ontology annotation, biological process: carbohydrate transport; transmembrane transport. Gene Ontology annotation, cellular component: membrane. The coding region runs from base 1 to 2487 and encodes 828 amino acids.